Messenger RNA from Diospyros lotus (date-plum), 1881 nucleotides. RefSeq names its product cationic amino acid transporter 1-like. Gene Ontology annotation, molecular function: L-lysine transmembrane transporter activity; L-glutamate transmembrane transporter activity. Gene Ontology annotation, cellular component: plasma membrane. The record is from RefSeq and is a predicted model, not a curated record. The transcript has a single exon. Gene Ontology annotation, biological process: transmembrane transport; amino acid transport. Bases 139 to 1881 code for a protein of 580 amino acids. NCBI's taxonomy places the organism in Eukaryota, Viridiplantae, Streptophyta, Magnoliopsida, Ericales, Ebenaceae.
AUCAACCAACUAGCCGAUCAGGAUGAUCAAUUGGCAUUGUUCUUGGACUACUCUACCGGGUUGGGUGGUCGUCUAAACUCUAAACACACACACACUGUUCUUUUUCUUCUUCGGAGUUUUCUUCUGGGGUAACAACAUAUGGAAAUUACUGGAGAGAAUGAGGCCAAGAAAAGGGGCUUUGGAUGCAGCAAGGAAACCUUCUUACCGGAGGAAUCAUUCCAAAGCUGGGGAAGCUACGUCAACGCCUUGAAGAACACGAAAACGAGGCUCAAAGAUCGCCUCCUGGCGCGAUCCUUGGACCACCUGGAACUCAACCAAAUGAAAACUCGCAGCCAGCAUGAGAUGAAGAAGAACUUGAACUGGUGGGACCUCUUCUGGUUCGGCAUUGGCGCUGUGAUGGGCGCUGGAGUCUUCGUCCUCACCGGCCAAGUGGCCAGGACUGACACUGGCCCGGCUGUUGUAAUCUCUUAUCUCAUUUCGGGCUGCGCUGCGCUGCUGGCUGUGCUCUGUUACACUGAAUUCUCAGUCGACAUACCAGUCGCUGGGGGCUCAUUCGCCUUUCUGAGGGUCGAACUUGGCGAUUUCAUCGCUUUCAUUGCCGCGGGAAAUGUCAUGUUGGAGUAUGUUGUAGGCGUGGCCAGUGUGUCUAGAUCAUGGACCUCGUAUUUUGCCACUUUAUGCGACCAUAAACCUAAUGAUUUCCGCAUAAAUGUCUCAUUCCUGGCUGAAAACUACAGGCAUUUGGAUCCAAUUGCCAUUGCUGUUGCGGUUGUGAUCAGCAUUGGUGCAUCCCUGAGCAUCAAAGGCUCGGCAAGGUUCAACACAGUUGCCACCAUUGUGCAUAUUAUAGUCAUUUUGUUCAUCCUUGUGGCUGGCCUUACGAAAGCCAAUCCAGCCAACUUCUCAGACUUGGCGCCAUUUGGCAUUCGCGGGAUUCUGAAAGGUUCGUCAGUGCUGUUUUUCGCGUUCCUGGGAUUUGAUGGAGUCGCGACUCUGGGAGAGGAGAUCAGAAACCCGGGAAGAGACAUCCCCUUCGGGCUCAUUGGCUCCAUGGUGACAGUCAUAGCAACAUACUGCCUUCUGGCAGCAACCCUCUGCCUGAUGCAGCCAUACACCCAAAUUGACGCCGAUGCCCCAUUCACCGUGGCGUUUCAGGCCGCCGGGCUGAACUGGGCCAAGUUUGUCGUGGCGUUUGGGGCGCUCAAGGGCAUGACAACGGUGCUGCUGACAAGCAUCAUAGGCCAAGCCAGGUACUUCACUCACAUUGCCAGAGCACACCUGGCUCCGCCAUUUCUAGGAGUCAUCAACGAGAAGACUGGCACACCUGUGUAUGCCACGGUUGUCAUGGCGGUCGUGAACUCCAUUGUCGCCUUCUUUACUGGCCUGGAAGUUCUAGUGAGCCUCCUGUCCAUUGCCACGCUGUUUGUCUUCUCACUUGUCGCCUUGGCGCUGCUAGUCAGGCGGUACUAUGUCACCGGGGAGACAUCAAACUGUGAUAGAACCAAGCUGAUCGGAUUCCUGGGAUUUAUAAUAGCGUCCUCAGUAGGCUCGGCUAUUUACUGGGCGGUAAGCGAAACAGGGUGGAUCGGGUACAUAUUCACUGCUGGAACUUGGUUUUUGGCCACACUGGGACUGCAGCUGACAGUGAAGGAAGCGAGGAAACCCAAAGUAUGGGGAGUGCCACUGGUUCCAUGGCUGCCCUCUGCUAGCAUAGCCAUCAAUGUGUUCAUAAUGGGUUCCAUAGAUGGGGCAUCCUUUCUGAGGUUUGCAGUUUGGACAGUGGCUUUGCUCACUUACUAUUUACUCGUGGGCUUGCAUGCUUCAUAUGAUGCAGCCAAGGAAAGCACAGAUGGGGAGCCUGGAGUGAGAUCAAAUGCUUAG